Molecule: messenger RNA, 3480 nt
Organism: Diversispora eburnea
Lineage: Eukaryota; Fungi; Glomeromycota; Glomeromycetes; Diversisporales; Diversisporaceae
Source: the annotation of a GenBank genome assembly
AUGACAACGCAAAAAAUUGCAAUUCUCUCGGUUUAUGAUAAGACCGAUUUAAUCGAACUCGCUAAAGGAUUAUCCGAACUAAAUAUUAAACUCAUUGGUUCAGGGGGGACAGCAAAAAAAAUUCGGGAAGCUGGCAUUUCUAUUUCGGAUGUUUCCGAUAUCACUAAGGCUCCUGAAAUUUUAGGAGGGCGAGUCAAAACUUUACACCCUGCAGUUCACGGCGGGAUUCUCGCUCGUAAUAUUGCAAGUGAUGAAACAGAUCUUAAUGCACAACACAUAAACAAAAUUGAUUUUGUUGUAUGUAAUCUUUAUCCAUUUAAAGAGACAGUGGAAAAGGAAGGGAUUACAAUUUCGGAAGUCGUAGAGGAAAUUGACAUUGGUGGAGUCACACUUCUGAGAGCCGCAGCAAAAAACCAUGAUCGUGUAACUGUUCUUUCGGAUCCAAAGGAUUAUUCCAAUUUUUUGACAGAAUUAAAAACUAAUGGAAAAAUAUCAGAAGUGACGCGUCGCUUAAAUGCGCUGAAGGCAUUUAAUCACACUGCUGAUUACGAUGAUGCUAUCUCAAAUUAUUUCAGACAACAAUAUUCUAAAAAUAUUUCUCAACUUACUUUACGUUAUGGAGCUAAUCCACAUCAAAAACCUGCACAAGUUUUUGUUAAAUCUGGACAAUUACCAAUUAAAGUUCUGUCUGGAUCUCCGGGUUAUAUAAAUCUCCUUGAUGCGCUUAAUGGUUGGCCACUUGUUAAGGAAUUAAAAAUUGCAUUAAACCUGCCAGCUGCAGCAUCUUUUAAACAUGUAUCUCCCGCUGGUGCAUCAGUUGGUCUUCCAUUAUCCGAUAUUGAAAAAAAGGUUUAUUUUGUUGAUGAUCUUAAAGAAUUAUCACCAUUGGCGGUAGCAUAUGCACGUGCACGAGGGGCGGAUAGAAUGUCUUCAUUCGGAGAUUGGAUUUCUUUAAGUGAUAUUGUGGAUGUUCCUACUGCUAAAUUGAUAUCACGCGAGGUAUCUGAUGGAGUGAUUGCACCUGGUUAUGAAACCGAAGCAUUAGAAAUUUUACGCAGGAAGAAAGAUGGGAAAUAUACCAUCCUUCAGAUUGAUCCAACUUAUGAACCUCCGGAAUUGGAAACUCGUCAAGUGUACGGAUUAUAUCUUCAACAAAAACGUAAUAAUUCUCAGAUAGACGCGAAGUUUUUUGAAAAUAUAGUUACACAAAACAAAAAUUUACCCGAGUCAGCAAUUAUUGACUUAAUAGUUGCAACUAUUUCUCUUAAGUAUACACAAUCCAAUUCAGUAUGCUACGCUAAAAAUGGUAUGAUAAUUGGUUUAGGUGCCGGUCAACAGUCACGUAUUCAUUGUACUCGAUUAGCCGGUGAUAAGGUCGACAACUGGUGGUUACGUCACCAUCCCAAAGUACUUUCAUUUGAUUUUAAGAAGUCUACUAAAAGACCAGAGAAGAGUAAUGCUAUUGAUCUUUAUAUUCUUGAUAAGAUUGGCGAGGGUCUUGAACGUACAUCCUGGGAAUCUCAAUUCAAUUCUAUUCCUGAACCAUUAACACCAGAGGAAAGGAAAGAACAUCUGGCGAAACUUAACAAUGUUUCAUUUUCUUCAGAUGCAUUCUUUCCUUUUUCAGAUAACAUCCACCGAGCCCAACAAUCUGGUGUCACUUAUGUCGCAGCUCCCGGUGGAUCAGUUCAAGAUAAAACAGUCAUAAAAACAGCCGAUGAACAUGGAAUGUCAUGUGUUAACCAAAUUGGGAAUACAAUUACACAUUCUAUAUUUGGAUCAAUACUUCCAGAAGAAACAUCUUCAAGUUUAACUCAAAGUUCAACUCAAUUUAUUCAACCUACUGAACUAACAAUUCCCACGUAUAUAGAUACAGAUACAGUAUCAUUUCUUCCUGAAAUUUCAUCAUUUGUGUCUUCUGUAUCUUCAGAAACAGUUUCCUCAAAUAAUUCAUUCUCUACUCCAUCCCCAUUGUCGUCUAUGGCUUCCUUCCCUAUUAAAAAUUCUUUUAAAUUGCAUAAUUCUGAUAUUUCUCAUUCCUUAAAUUGUACAGAACUAUCCGAUCCCAGCACUUGGUCAGCGCAAGAAAUUAGAGAAUGGCUAAAUGAACGUGACAUCCCUUAUUCGGGAAUUCCGGAAAAGCGUGAUUUAGUCGAAUUAGUCAAGAUUCACUUUAAUGAAAAAAAAGAACAAGCAAAGAGUGCUUAUGAUGUUAUUGAAAAGUUUAUAAUAAAUCAUGUCGAAUUGCUCACUAAUAAUACCGAAUUGUUCAAUAAUAAUAAUAUGAAUGAAACACCCGAUUCUAUCCGUCAAAAACUAGCGGAUCGAUAUGAAAAUAUUAGAGUAUAUGCUAGUUUAAGCGAAGAUCAAGUAAAGUAUGCCUUUAACCAGAUCAGCGAAAAAUUAAAGAAUAGAAAAAAUUCGGUCGAAUUACUUGAACAAAUUAAACAAUCCUAUGUAUCAGUUAUAUCUCUAAUUCAAGAAACUAACGAAAGGAUUCAAAAAGAUUUAGAAAAUAAUAAUGAAGUCUCACAAGAGACUAUUGAUUGGUUUAAAGAAAAAAUUAAUAAUUUAAGAGAAUCGGAAGCAAAUUUAGUGCUUCAAGGAGUUCAAGAGCAAUUUGCUCAACGUAAAAUUGCUGUUUCUUCUGCCGAUCAAGCCCAAAUGAUAUUCAAUAAAUUGGGUUCCACAGUUAAAGAAUCAUAUCGAUCUGUCAAUGGAACUUUGGAGAGGUUACGUAAAGAACUAGCUGAAGUAAUUGGUGGAAAGGCUGAAAAUGUUAUUGAAGACUUAAGAAGUCAAUUUUCCACGGUUAAUGAUUAUAGAAUUCUUACACGAGAAAAAAUUCAAGGUGUACUUGAUCAAAUUGGUCAAAAGUUACAAGACGGAAAAGCUGUUACGGUUGAACAACUUCAACAUGUAAAAGAUAUUCUUAAAAGAUAUGCCAAGUAUUAUUAUGAUUCUGCUACUGGAAAAGCAAUUCAAACUAAGGAAGAACAAGAAGAACGAUUAAAUGAUAUCAUUGCAUCUAUUAACGAAGGAAUUCAAGAAAACCGUGAAAAGGGGGAACAACAAAUAUCCAAGAUCACUGAAACAAUUAAAGAAAAGGUUGUAAAGUCGCAACGACUUACCGAAAAGCAAGCCGAAGUAUUGUCAGAUGUUAUGAAAGAACAAUUUGAAAAUGUGAAAGAAACACGUGAUCUCACAGAAGAGAAGAUGUCGUUAUUAUUUGAUAAGUUAAAGAAUAAAUUGAGAGAUACGAAAGAAUAUCUUGCCCAAGAAUCCGAAGCGGUUUAUAAUAAAGCUUCCGAAGUUUACGAUAAAGCGAGUGAAGGUUAUGAUAGAGUGAAUGAAGGGUAUGAUACUAUGAAAGAAAAAGUGAAUGAAGGGUAUGAUACUAUGAAAGAAAGAGUGAAUGAAGGGUAUGAUACUAUGAAAGAAAGAAUAGCAUCACCAUCACCGCACAAAGAUGAAUUGUAA